Perca flavescens (yellow perch) is the source of this 1818-nucleotide messenger RNA. Its product is annotated as butyrophilin subfamily 2 member A1-like. Gene Ontology annotation, molecular function: signaling receptor binding. Gene Ontology annotation, cellular component: external side of plasma membrane. The transcript has 7 exons. The record is from RefSeq and is a predicted model, not a curated record. Lineage: Eukaryota; Metazoa; Chordata; Actinopteri; Perciformes; Percidae. Bases 107 to 1441 code for a protein of 444 amino acids. Gene Ontology annotation, biological process: T cell receptor signaling pathway; regulation of cytokine production.
AGUGAUUAGGUUUUGGAGAUCAGGUUUUAAACUGGAAAAAAGAGAACCAGAGGAGGAAGGAGACAGUGAAGCAGUGAACGACUUUACAGCGGUGCAGUCUUAAGAAAUGACCGACACCAUGCAGAAGAGCUACAGAAAGAUUCACCAGAUAGAAGGACUGAGUGUUUUGGUUUUCUGUCUUCUCCUAACACACUCCUGUAGAGUUCAGUCUCUGUUAAUUGGUCCCAUUCAGUCAGUACUGGCAGCAGUUGGUGAAAAUGUCAUUUUACCAUGUCACCUGGAACCUGCAGAGGAUGUUACUGCCAGGACAUUGGAGUGGACGAGAUCUGACCUUGACCCGAGACUAGUCCAUGUGUGGCGUGAUGGCCAGGACCUUGUAAAGGCAAGAAAUCCUUUUUACAGAGGAAGAACAUCUUUGUUUACUGAUGAACUGAAGCGAGGAAACAUUUCACUCAAACUCUCCAAUGUACAACCCUCCGACCAGGGAACAUAUAAAUGUGACAUUCCACUACUGAAUAAACACUCUUCUGUUAAGCUUGUUGUUGUGUCAGGUGUUGUUCUCUCCUCCCCGGUCAUCAGUUUAGCGGGGAUUGAUGAAGCCACCAGAGGAGUGGUUCUACAGUGUGAGUCUGAAGGCUGCUAUCCAGAGCCUGAGGUGUUGUGGCUGGACGGUGAGGGAAACCUCCUCCCUGCUGGACCUCCAGAGACAGUCAGAGGUCCUGAUGAUCUCUAUACUGUCAGCAGCAGAGUGACUGUGGAGAAGAGACACAGCAACAGCUUCACCUGUAGAGUCCAGCAGAAGAACACCUACCAGACCAGAGAGUCACACAUUUAUGUUUCAGAGGAUUUCUUCGUGUCUCCAUCUAGCUGUAGUGCAUCUGUUGCCAUGAGCGUGUUGUUUGGCCUCAUGUUUGUUCUCACAGUUGUCCUUUUUGUCUGGAAAUGGAGACGGAACAAAAUCGAGAUCAAGAAGCAACUCAAGAAUAAAAACAAAGAGGCAGAGAAGACCACAGAGCAGCAGGGUUUGAUGGAAGCAGAAGAGAGAAGAGAGCAGCUCAUGAUAGAAAACAAGAAAAUAAAAAAGGAGUUACAGAAGAAAGAUAAAGACAUGACAAAGGUUAUUGAUACAUUGACUGAACUGGGACAGGAACUGAAGAAGCAGAAAGAACAACUCAGUGACCAACAGGAGAAGGUAGUGAAACAGGUGAAGGAGAAUGAAGAUAAGUUUAAUUCAGUGGAGAAAGAAGUAUCAGAGAAGGAGGGAGAUAAAACAGCUAACAAAGCUCAGGGAUACUUAAAACUCAAAGACAUCAUAACACAGAACAGCUGGAACCUGGAGGAGAGAAAGCAAGAACUUCAACAACUGGGAAUGAACACAGAUAAACUAAUGAAGAGGACAUAUAAUCACAUUAAUAGAAUUAUAGAGAACCUAAAGGAAUGACCACAUACAAAACCACAUGGAGAAAAUAAAGAAACAACUGGACAAGGCAGAGGAUAUUUAGAAACUUGACUCCGAGAGAAGAGGGAGUGGUUUACUCAAUUUUCAUUAUUAAAUACCGGUAGGCUAUAAACCGAUAUUUUUACAUAAAUCAUAUAUCAUCACAUGACAUUGUGAAAUGUGUCACAUGGUGAUGAAGCUACAGAGGAUUAAAACAAACAAAGGCAGCCAUUUGAAAACCAGCUUUAGAUGAUUUAAAUGUUGGAUGGCCUAGUUAGGAACUGUACUUUAGUUAUCAAGAUAAGGAACAUUUUGUGCAGUUAGUAUGUGACAUACUGUAUCUGUGGAUGUUUUUUCAUUUGCAUGUUUUUUUUUCUUCU